Molecule: messenger RNA, 4026 nt
Organism: Vidua chalybeata
Lineage: Eukaryota; Metazoa; Chordata; Aves; Passeriformes; Viduidae
Gene: PPP1R37
Product: protein phosphatase 1 regulatory subunit 37
Molecular function (GO): protein binding
Source: RefSeq, a predicted model, not a curated record
AUGUUUUGUGUUUUCCAGGAAUUCAAGGAUCUGGCUCCCAGGAUCGACUGCUUGGAUCUCAAGGGGGAGAAGUUGGAUUACCGCGCCUGCGAGGCCAUGGAGGAGAUCUUCAAACGCCUCCAGUUCAAACUGCUCGACCUGGAGCAGACCAGCCUGGACGAGGACGGGGCCUCGGCGCUCUUCGACAUGAUCGAGUACUACGAGUCGGCCACGCACCUCAACAUCGGCUCCAACAAACACCUGGGGGCCCGCGGCUGGCAGGCGGCCGCCCACAUGAUGAGGAAGACCAGCUGCCUGCAGUACCUGGACGCGCGGAACACGCCGCUGCUGGAGCCCUCGGCGCCGUUCGUGGCGCGGGCGCUGCGCAUCAGCAGCAGCCUCGUGGUGCUGCACCUGGAGAACACCUCCCUCUCCGGGAGGCCCCUGAUGCUGCUCGCCACGGCGCUGAAGAUGAACGUGACGCUGCGGGAGCUGUACCUGGCUGACAACAAGCUCAACGGGCUGCAGGACUCGGCGCAGCUCGGCAACCUGCUCAAGUUCAACGGCUGCAUCCAGAUCCUGGACCUGCGCAACAACCACCUCAUGGACUCGGGCCUGGCCUACAUCUGCGAGGGGCUGCGGGAGCAGCGCCGGGGGCUGGUGACGCUGGUGCUGUGGAACAACCAGCUGAGCCACGCCGGCAUGGCCUACCUGGGAAUGACCCUGCCGCACACGCAGAGCCUGGAGACGCUGAACCUGGGCCACAACGCGGUGGGGAACGAGGGCGUGCGCAACCUGAAGAGCGGCUUGAUCGGGAACCGCUCCGUGCUGCGCCUGGGCCUGGCCUGCACCAAGCUCACCUGCGAAGGGGCCGUGGCCGUGGCCGAGUUCGUGGCCGAGAGCCCGCGGCUGCUGCGCCUGGACCUGCGCGAGAACGACAUCAAGACCGGGGGGCUGAUGGCGCUGAGCCUGGCCCUGCGCGUCAACCACUCCCUGCUGCGCCUCGACCUCGACCGCGAGCCCAAGAAGGAGGCGGUCAAGAGCUUCCUGGAGACGCAGAAGGCGCUGCUGGCCGAGAUCCAGAACGGCUGCAAGCGGAAUUUCAUCCUGGCCAGGGAGAAGGAGGAGCAGGAGCAGCAGCUCCAGCACUCGGCCUCCAUGCCUGAGAUCUCCGGCAACGAUCCCGGGGAUCCCGAGGGCGAUCCGGAAUUCCCGGCGGCGCCGCCUCCCCCCCCGGCCCCGGAGGAGAACGGGAACGCGGCUCCGGCCGGGGAUUCCAGCUCGGACACGGAGGACGAGGAGGAGGAGGAGGAGGAUGGGAAGGACUCGAGGGAGGCUGUGGAAUCCGGGAAUUCCGGGAAUUCUGGGAAUGCCGAGCGCAGGAUUUCCGUCUCCAGCCCCGGCAGAGGCCGCAAGAUCUUCGUGGUGACGCGGGUGGAGAACGUUCCCGAGGGAUCCGGGGCCGUUCCCGAGGGAUCCGGAGCCGUUCCCGAGGGAUCCAGAGCCGUUCCCGAGGGAUCCGGGGCCGUUCCCGAGGGAUCCGGGGCCGUUCCCGAGGGAUCCAGGGUCAUUCCCAAGGAAUCUGGGACCGUUCCCGAGGGAUCCGGGGCCGUUCCCAAGGAAUCUGGGGCCGUUCCCGAGGGAUCCGGAGCCGUUCCCAAGGAAUCUGGGACCGUUCCCGAGGGAUCUGGAGCCGUUCCCAAGGAAUCUGGGACCGUUCCCGAGGGAUCCGGGGCCGUUCCUGAGGGAUCUGGAGCCAUUCCCAAGGAAUCUGGGGCCGUUCCCGAGGGAUCCGGGGCUGUUCCGGAGGAAUCCGGGGUCAUUCCCAAGGAAUCCGGAGCUGUUCCCAAGGGAUCUGGAGCUGCUCCCAAGGGAUUUGGAGUCGUUCCUGGUGGGUCUGGAGCUGUUCCCGAUGGAUCCGGAGCCGUUCCCGAUGGAUCCGGGGCUCUUCCCAAUGGAUCUGAGACUGUUCCCGAAGGAUCCGGGAUCGUUCCUGAUGGAUCUUCAGUUGUUCCCGAUGGAUCUGGGAUCGUUCCCGAUGGAUCUGGGACAAUUCCCGACGGAUCUGGAGCCGUUCCCGUUGGAUCUGGCGCUGUUCCCGAUGGAUUUGGAGCCCUUCCGGGUGGAUCCGGCGCCAUUCCCGAUGGAUCUGGGAUUGUUCCUGAUGGAUCCGGCGCCGUUCCCGUCGGAUCUGGCGCCAUUCCCAUCGGAUCUGGAGCCGUUCCUGUUGGAUCCGGGGCUGUUCCCGAUGGAUUUGGAGCCGUUCCCGUUGCAUCCAGAGCCGAUCCCGUCAGAUCCGGGGUUGAUCCCGUUGGAUCCGGGGCCGUUCCCAUUGUUCCCGAUGGAUUUGGAGCUGCUCCCAUUGGAUCUGGGGAUGUUCCUGAUGGAUUUGGAGCCGUUCCUGAUGGAUCUGGUGCCGUUCCCGUUGGAUCCGGCGCCGUUCCUGAUGGAAUUGGAGCCGUUCCCGAUGGAUCUGGCGCCGUUCCCAUCGGAUCCGGGGCCGUUCCCGAUGGAUUUGGAGCCGUUCCCGAUGGAUUUGGAGCUGUUCCCAUCGGAUCCAGCGCCGUUCCCGUUGGAUCCGGCACCGUUCCCAUCGGAUCCAGCGCCGUUCCCGUUGGAUCCGGCGCCGUUCCCGUUGGAUCCGGCACCGUUCCCGAGGGAUCCGGGACCGUUCCCAAGGGAUCCGGGACCGUUCCCGAGGGAUCCGGGACCGUUCCCGAUGGAUUUGGAGCCGUUCCCAUCGGAUCCAGCGCCGUUCCCGUUGGAUCUGGCGCCGUUCCCGUUGGAUCCGGCGCCGUUCCCGUCGGAUCCGGGGCCCUUCCCGAACUGCGUCCGCGCCGGGCCGGCGCCUCCGAGGGAAUUCCCUGCGGGAGCCCCUCCCGGGAUUCGCCGCUUCCCAACGGGCUCAAGGCGGAUUUCGCCCGGGCGCUGCCGGAGCCGGGCCCGCAGGGCGACGGGAAAUCGGGAACGUGCGCGGCCGAGCACGAGCUGAGCUGCUCCCGGAACGAGCAGGAGCUGCAGGAGCUGCUCCUCGAGGCCAGCCAGGACACGGCUCCGGAGCCGCUGUGACCGCAGGUCCUGGAGGGGGAGGCUCCGGAGCUUUCCCCUCUCCCCCACUCCGCACAAGAUUCCAACCAAACCUCGGGAAUUCCGGGACUUUCCGUGGGAAAGAAAAACAAAACAAAAAAAACCCACAAAAAACGGAUUUUUCCCGAGUUUUUUUCCCGAUUUUUCCUGACUUUUCCCGCCUCCGAGGGGCAGGGAAGGAGCCGGGGCUGGGCCUUCCUGAUCUCCCGGGAAUUCCCGGGGCCAUUCCCGGCGGGAUCCGCGACACUACAGGGACCGGGAGCGGCCGGAGCGGCGGGAAUUUGGGAAUUCUGUCCCUAAAAAACCCCGGGAUCGGCUGCUUCCGCAGCCCCCACGCUUUAUUUAUUUUUAAUUUCCCUUCCUUUCCGGUGGGUUUGGUUUCUUUGGGAAUUUUUUCCUCCCUUUUUUCCUGUAUUUUUCCCCUUUUUUCCCCCUUUUUUCCCGUUUUUCCCCCUUUUUUCCCGUUUUUUUCCCCCCUUUUUUCCCGUCUCUAUUUAUCACCAGCCGCAGAAUUCCCGGGAAAACGGGGAAGGUGGAAAAGGGGAGAGGGAGGGGCUGGAAUUCCUCGGUCAUCCCAAAUUUCCAGAGUCGGAGGAGGAGGUCGGGGAAAUCCGGGAUGCGCCCGCGGGGAUCUCCCAGCCCGGAAUUCCCGAAAUUCCUGGAAUUCCCAGGGGAAUUCCCGGGGGUCGCUUUUCUUUCUUAAGUGCAAUAAAAUCUUUCAGGGAGCUGCGGGGUGGGGGGGGUUGGAAUUCCGGGGGAUAUUCCCGAUAUUCCGGCCGGGAAUUUUCGCUGGUGUUUCCUUCCAGGGUUUGGUUUUUUUUCCUUUUUUUUUUUUUUUUUUUCCCCGUCUCUUUCCCGGUUUUUGUUUUGUUUUUUUUUUUUCCUUCCUUCGUUUUUUUUCUCCCCGUGGUGGAAUUUUUGUUAACGGCUGUUUUCUAAUUAAAGGAAUUCUGCAUUCGU